Molecule: messenger RNA, 1434 nt
Organism: Leptosia nina
Lineage: Eukaryota; Metazoa; Arthropoda; Insecta; Lepidoptera; Pieridae
Source: the annotation of a GenBank genome assembly
AUGGAGUUCCCUGACGAGACCCGGGAAGAUACCAGAUCCGUAUCAGAGGGUGAGGAUGGCAGGUCAUCCCCUAGACCCGAAUUCCCUCCGCUUGGCUCAGAACUGUCUGAAUCUAAAAAGCAAACUAGUCGUGAUAGCGGGUUCGUCGGAAGUUGUGACGACCUAUUAAGAAGCGGUGACUCAAGCUCGGACUUCACAAAGUCGCAUGAACAAAAAACGGAACUAGAAGAAAUAAUAGAGGAAGUCAGGGCCGACACGGAAGAACGCGUAGAGAGAUUGCCCUUAUCCCGCCCACCGCCGAGCCCGCUUUCGAGAAAAGAUAGCUUUAACAAUUGGUCCUCAGAUGAGGAGACCAAUCUGAUGAUGACUAAAAUGAGACAAUUCUUUAAACAAAUGAUAAACUCUUCUAAUGUCAAAACUUCAACCAUAACCUCAGCCGAUUCUGAGAGCCCUAAGCCCCCGAAACCACCGCAGUUGCUAUACUUCGAAAGCGAAUUGACACGAUUGAUGAAAACAGUACCCGGUAUCCGCGACGAGGAAGUACGCGAGAUCGUAGAGUACUUAUCUAGUGAAGACACGUGGAGUGACUCGUACGAUUCAUCCGAUUAUGCCGGUUCCGAUUUGGAGGGCUCAGCAAAUAGAUCCGCCUUAAGAAAACAAAUAUCGGAGAGCUGUAGAGAAAUCAUAGAUGAAUUUGAUAAAGGUAACAGUGACGCUGGUUCAUUAGAGCGAGACGCGGUCGGGGCAUACCAGAGAUUAGUGGCGACAUUAGGCCGAGUGAGCGACGGUUCUCCACCCCUAUUUGGCAAAGUGAUGCGGCAUAUAGGAGGGAGGCUGGUGGCUUUGAUGCAUGAGGUAUCAGCGGGUGCAUCGCCGAGCACGGACGAAGAUAGUGCGUCGGAGCCGGGUGCGUUGGCGCGAAGCCGAUCUCAUGAUAUCCUAGAAGCAACCGCUAGUCGGGGUAGUGUCGCGAGUGAUAGUGAAAGGUUUUCGUGGCGUGGUAGUUUUGAAUCAGCGCUGUUAGCAGCUGAUUCUAGAGGGACGCUAGGCGGUGGCGGAUGUGAGGCAAGGCGGUCCCCGGCUGGGGCUGACCUUGCAGCUCUUAAGUCGCACUCGAGGAGUUGUGGAGCAAUCAGUGGAAGCGAGGAUAGACUGUGGCGCGGAAGGCGACGGGCUUCCGCUCCAGAUACUGAGCCUGAAGAGGAACAGCGUGCUGGCUCGCUACCAAGACUACCAGUCAAUGGUACCACUCCACCGCCGGUAGGACCAGUGAAGUCCGCAAGAUAUCGCGCUCCUGGAUUCAGAACAGCUACCAGGGCUGCGUCCGCUCCAGGUCUCCACGCACCUAGGAGAAGAAGACCGAUACCUACUCCUCAACAACCUCCACCCUCGGCUCCAGCAUCUGCGCCAAGUUUACAAGUUAGAUUAUUAUGA